Molecule: messenger RNA, 558 nt
Organism: Penaeus indicus
Lineage: Eukaryota; Metazoa; Arthropoda; Malacostraca; Decapoda; Penaeidae
Product: zinc finger protein 623-like
Exons: 2
Coding region: 1-558 (185 amino acids)
Biological process (GO): regulation of transcription by RNA polymerase II
Cellular component (GO): nucleus
Molecular function (GO): DNA-binding transcription factor activity, RNA polymerase II-specific
Source: RefSeq, a predicted model, not a curated record
AUGGCAUUGCAGCCUCGCCACCCGCCCACACUAGGGUUCGGCCAAGCACAAGCUCCCUAUUUAAGUCUUGAGAUCACGCACCGUAUUAUCAGUUGUGUUUGGUACUCCGAGAUGAUCCCUGCUUCACAAACCACAAAGUCCUUCAGGUGCCACGUGUGCGGCAAAGUGUUCGGUCAAAAGGGCCAUCUGCUGAUUCACAAGAAUGUCCACGCGGAGGUGAGGCCCUUCGGAUGCGACACCUGCGGCAGGCGCUUCACUCAGAAGGGGAACCUCCUUCGGCACUCGCUGUUGCACACCAACGAAAAGCCCUUCGGAUGCGGCAUCUGCAGGAAGUUCUUCGUGCAAAAGGCUCAUUUGGUGAAGCACGUCGUGGUGCACAGGCAGAGGCUGGCUGCCCUUAGAAGUAGUCGGUGGAGGGAGGCGUCCGAGCGAUGGUCUUCCGCUGAGGCCAAGGAGACCUCCCUCAGGUGCAAGGUCUGCGGAUUGCAGUUCAGGCGGAUCUUCAAGCUGAUGGAACACCUGAAGGUCCAGCAUAUUCUCGGAAGGGAAAGGAAAUAG